AUGAAUAUUGAAGAACUUGAAGGAUAUAUGAAUAAAAUUAUUGAAAUACAAAACAAACGAGAAAAUGAGUCUCACAAAAAACGAAAAAAUAUUAGAAUGCAGCUAUUAAAGCACGUUAAAUCAGCCCAAGAUAUUUCAAUUAUCCAAAAUAAUUCUCAAGAAAUAACUAAAAUUGGGAAAAAGAAGUUCAGUCGAUACAUAGAAGAACCAACUGAAUCCAGCGAAUUUUCUCAAAUUUUAAAUGUCUACAAUGAAAAUCAUGAGGCAAAGGUGAAUUCCUACACCCUUUCUCAAGCAGAUGAGCCGAUGUCUCCAUCUAAAAAGUAGAAUUUACUUACUGCCCCCUCCAUGAGCGAACAAAACCAUUGGAAAAAUUUCUAUUUUUUGUCCAAAACCCACCCUCUGUAAGCGAACAAAAAUUGUUUUAAUAUUAUGAAAACUUUUGAUAUAUAGUGAUAGCUAUAAUGAAAUCUAUAGCUAAUUCUGUUUAAUUUUAAACAAAUUGCGUUUAGAACAUAAAUUUUACAAAUUAAAUAAAUUUUGCUUUUCAAUUGGGAGUUUUUUAAAUUUCGAUAAUAAAAAAUUUACUAUAAAAAUUUGUAUAAUCUUUUGGCUUAAUUUCUGAUCGGUUCCCACGAGCCAAAAAUGUGUUUCCACGUGGAAUUUCUGGAUUUCCACGUGUGAAAUCCAUCUUUGGCUCGUGGGAGCCGAUCAGAAAUUUAAGCAACUAUUAUAUAUUAAUUUUUAAAAAAAAUUAACCUCUCUCCAUGAGCGAAUAAAGUUUUUUGCUCGCUCUGGAGGGGGUUGAGUUAGGAAUCAUGGAGGAAAUUCACAUGUAAUAAAGUCAAUUUUAUUCUCUCCAUACAAAAUUUAAAAAAAAAAAUACUUAUUCUUAAUAUUUAUUUUCUACAAAAUAUAUUAUUCUCCUUCACAAAAAUACCUGUUAUUUUCUCCAAAAAAUAUAUCAAGCAUUUGCUUACCUGGAGAAUCAAAUACUUCCAAACGAGAAGAAUUGUGGCAAAAAAUUGAAGAAGUCAGCUGAACCAACUGAUUCAUCGUUGUCUUCAAAGAGACUAAUGAAAAUGGAUUUGCAGUAUAUGGAAGAAAACCUGGAGUACUUAACUUAAUUGCAGGAGGGUUAAAUAUGCCUAAAAAAAUUCCAAUUAAAAGAAUAGAGACUAGCUAUGUAUAUGAUCUCAGCAUGCGAAAAUUUAAAUGGAGCAAGUAUUGCUGGGACGUUGAUGCCGUUGUUAUAUAA
Molecule: messenger RNA, 1258 nt
Organism: Blepharisma stoltei
Lineage: Eukaryota; Ciliophora; Heterotrichea; Heterotrichida; Blepharismidae
Source: the annotation of a GenBank genome assembly